This is a messenger RNA of Ipomoea triloba (trilobed morning glory), 1226 nucleotides long. RefSeq names its product mitochondrial outer membrane protein porin 2-like. Gene Ontology annotation, molecular function: voltage-gated monoatomic anion channel activity. NCBI's taxonomy places the organism in Eukaryota, Viridiplantae, Streptophyta, Magnoliopsida, Solanales, Convolvulaceae. Bases 132 to 965 code for a protein of 277 amino acids. Gene Ontology annotation, cellular component: mitochondrial outer membrane. Gene Ontology annotation, biological process: monoatomic anion transmembrane transport. The record is from RefSeq and is a predicted model, not a curated record. The transcript has 6 exons.
AUAAUAAUAACAAUAAAAACGAAUUUCUCUUUGGAGCUGUCUUCCUCCUCGGUUUCCAGAUUCAGAGUUCCGCCUUCCCGAUUCUCUGCAAUACGCUCCAUCUCUGGUGAUCUCAUCGGCCUCAGACAAAAAUGACUACCGGACCUGGUCUCUUCUCCGGUAUUGGCAAGAAGGCCAAAGAUCUGCUGACGAAGGACUAUAUCUCGGAUCAGAAGAUAUCUGUGUCGACCUACAGUGACUGCGGAGUGACCAUAACACCAACUGCAGUUAAGAAAGGAGCUCUUUCAACUGGAGAUGUAGCAGUGCAAUACAAAUAUAAGACCACUACGGUUGAUGUCAAAGUUGAUACAGAAUCACAUAUCUUUACAACUCUGACUUUCACCAACAUUGUCCCAUCAUCGAAGACCGUUGCCUCUAUGAAAUUUCCUGAUUAUAAUUCUGGCAAGCUGGAGUUUGAGUACCUUCACCACCAUGCAACCUUCACUGCAGCUGUUGCUGCCCCCAAUCAGUCACCCAUCAUUGAUCUUUCUCUUACCCUUGGCACUCCAACCUUUGCUAUUGGUGCUGAAGCAGGUUAUGAAACUGCUUCUGGUAAAUUAACGAAGUAUACUGCUGGUAUCAGUGUAACAAGACCCGAAUCUUGCGCUGCUAUAAUCUUGGGAGACAAGGGGGACACAAUAAAGGCAUCAUAUACUCAGCAUCUGGAUGCAUUGAAGAAGACUGCUGCAGUAGGAGAGAUUGUUAGGAGGUUCUCCACCAAUGAGAACACAUUUACAGUUGGCGGGUCGUGCGCUAUUGAUCACCUGACAAAUGUGAAGCUGAAGCUCAACAAUCACGGCAAAUUAGGUGCUCUCUUACAGCACGAGGUGAUACCAAAAUCAGUUUUGUCAAUCUCGAGUGAGUUUGAUACCAAGGCCUUGGAGAAGACUCCAAGGUUCGGUGUGUCACUUGCUCUCAAGCCUUAAUUUUAUUUUGUUUUUUUGACACCACAGCCUUAAUUGAUUAAAACAUUCUUUCCCCUGUGAUAACGUUGAAGCACACAAUAAGGUUGCAAAUACUUUUCAACAGAUUUGGGAUGACAUAUAGGGUUUGUUUGAUUUAGUGGCCAUGGCAUGGUCUUUUCCAGUUCUGUUUACUUUUUCCUAAUAUCCCUGAGAAAACUGUCUAGCAACAAUCUAUUCAUUGAGCUGUUCCUGGAGUGAUGCAAAGUUUGUUUAAUUUCCAUA